CUAAUUUUUUGUCACUUUCCUGCAUCAGAAUCACGCAAGGCGCGGUCCUCUUUUGAUCUUCGUUGUUUUCAGCAGCGAAAGUUGUAACUUUCCUCUUCAGACAACAGGAAGUCCAGAAUGGCGGAGGCUUCGCCUCCAACUUCAGCUCCGCCAUCGGAGGCCAAGUCAUCACCUCCACCUCCUCCAUUGGAUACUGUAAACAGACAAGUGAAGGACUGCCUUCCCCCGGCUCCUAAAGUUCUAACCGAGGAUGAAGUGUUCGAGGCGAAUGGCCACCCCCGCCUCGCCCUGCUCAAACAGCAUUUCUUCGAGGAGGGCCGAGUCGAUGAGAAAGUUGUUAUGAGGCUUUUGGAAGAGGGAUCUGCUCUUCUCCGGACGGAGAAAAACCUACUGAUUGUUCCUUCUCCCGUAACUGUGUGUGGAGACAUUCACGGACAAUACUACGACUUGUUGAAACUGUUCGAGGUCGGCGGACCGAUCGAGAAAACGAAUUACUUGUUCAUGGGUGACUAUGUGGAUAGAGGUUACUUCUCCGUGGAAUGCGUGCUUUACCUGUGGGCAAUGAAGAUCGUCUACCCGAACAAGCUGUUCUUGCUGCGCGGAAACCACGAGUGCAGACAUCUGACAAGCUAUUUCACUUUUAAAACUGAGUGUCAGGUGAAAUACAGUUUGGCAGUGUACGACGCUAUGAUGACCUCGUUCGACUGCCUGCCUCUCGCCGCCCUGAUGAACGAGCAGUUCCUGUGCGUGCAUGCGGGCCUGUCGCCAGAGAUCCUCACUCUGGCUGAUAUUGAUGAGAUUGAUCGUUUCCAGGAGCCACCAUCCAGUGGCCCAAUGUGUGACCUGCUCUGGUCCGACCCCAUCGAGAGCUACGGCAGAGAACGUACCGAUGAGCGCUUUGUGCACAACAACACCAGGGGUUGCUCCUACUUCUACACAUACCAGGCCGUGGACAGUUUCCUGCAGGCGAACAACCUGCUGUCGUUAAUGCGCGGACACGAGGCACAGGAUAAUGGCUACCGAACGUACAAGCGCAACCCAAAGACCGGCUUUCCGUCAGUGAUCACUUUAUUCUCGGCGCCAAACUACUGCGAUGUCUACAAUAACAAGGCGGCGGUUCUGAAGUACGAGAAUGACGUCAUGAAUAUUCGCCAGUUCAACUGCACACAGCAUCCAUACUGGCUACCGAACUUCCUCAAUGUCUUUACGUGGUCUGCUCCGUUUGUCGCAGAGAAGGUCACAAACGUCCUCGUCAACGUACUCAAGAUUUGCACAGAUGAUGAGCUAGGAGAAGUAGAUGCUAAGUCGGCACGGCACGAGAUGAUGAAGAACAAGAUCCGCUCCGUUGGCAAGCUGGCGCGUGCCUUCUCCGACCAGAGAGAAUCACAAGAAGUUGCCAUCAAGCUCGGUUCUCUCACUCGCCGUGGUUCUAUCGAUGACGUGCAGGCUGCAAUGAGCAAGCAGGGUGGGCUGUCUGCCGAGCUCAACUUUGAACAAGCCAAGGAACUGGACAGCUGCAAUGAGCGGCUUCCUCAGGCCGAGUAAGGACAGUCUUUACCUCGCCGUGAUGGUAAUGUAUUGUUUCAUGCACUCCUUGGCAACUCUUACUUGUGCGUCAACCACAGAAUAUGUCCUGCACUGGUGUGUUUCUGGUAUUAGUAUUAGGCAUCUUAUACUAUAGAUGCAUUUUUCAAAUGACGUACAUGUAGAUUCAAAACAUUUCCAAAAUCAGCUUCCAAAAAUCAAUGUAACGAGUUGUUGGAGAUAGUAUUGGACAUGGUGAGCAUUUUACCUUUCAGGUUAUUUUUCAACAGUUGUCCUAUCUAUAACGUUGUGAUUCUGCAUUGACAUGGUUAGCAUUUGCAGUUCUAAGAUACCGAUUGGUCAAUGUGUGUACCUUAGCAACAGUAACCCACACGUACACACUAAGGACUUAAUGUACAGACAUGGCACAUGUGCAGGAAACAAAUAUGUAUAUUCACCGUUGA
Sycon ciliatum is the source of this 1988-nucleotide messenger RNA. RefSeq names its product protein phosphatase 3 catalytic subunit alpha-like. Gene Ontology annotation, cellular component: calcineurin complex; cytoplasm. NCBI's taxonomy places the organism in Eukaryota, Metazoa, Porifera, Calcarea, Leucosolenida, Sycettidae. Gene Ontology annotation, biological process: calcineurin-mediated signaling. Gene Ontology annotation, molecular function: calmodulin-dependent protein phosphatase activity; calmodulin binding. The transcript has a single exon. Bases 118 to 1545 code for a protein of 475 amino acids. The record is from RefSeq and is a predicted model, not a curated record.